AUGUCUCCGUCUUGUGCGAUCAACGAUACCUCCGCAACAGCGCAUCAUCACCAUCUCCCCCCUCGCCAUCAUUCGCCUCUCCAUGCAUCCGUCUCGGGCACCGGAGAUUUCUCGCUUUCCUCUCUUAACGUCCCGCAAAUAGCGCUACCAGCUGCCGCUCUCUGCUCGCCGACUCUCCGCCCCACAACCACGGAGCCGCGUCAUCUGUCAACGAAAGAACCGCCGCGGCAGCCGCUUCCAACCGUGCCGGCGGCGGCGCAUCGAUCCGACGGCGCGACCAGCGGCGGCGGGGGUGUUUGGCGGUCGAAAAGUCACGGCGGGUGUUUCCGCAACCAACACGUCGCUCCGUGCGACGACGACGACGAAAACGACGGCGACGACGACGACAAGCAGAAAGAGGAGGGGGAGGACGGGGGAGAUGAUGAUUGGCUUGUUACCUACUCCCGCACUUCGACCUCGUACACUCGACCCGCGCCAGUCGUCGCAACCUCGAAGCCCGUUUCUGUUUGUGCUACUAGCCUCAAGCCUUCUUACCAUGCGGGAAAUCCACUUGCUUUAGGCGCCGCGGUGGCAGCAGCAGCGGCGGCCGCAACGGCUUCGGCAUCGGCAUCGGCGUCGGCGGCCGUUACUACUACGAAUGCAGCGGGCAAUCAGGCAGCGGAGGAGGAGGACGAGGAUUUUAACGCGUGGAUGCUCAGCGCAGAGGACGCCGCAAGAUCAGGGGGUGGAGGUCGUAACGUCACCGCCAGCGCCAGGGGAGGAGGAAAGGGAGGCGGCGCGGCGGGUGUCGGUCAGAGCCAGGCAUGCGGAAGUCGCGGCGCAACUGACAGCGGGCCUGACGGCGACGAGUCGGAAUGGAGUGCGACGCUAAUGGAUCCUAGCCGGAGCGAUCGGCGCAGCAGCACUGGCGACAGGCGGCGGUCGUCGCGGCUGUCGGCGAGUUCGAGGCGCCGGAACGCCAUGGAGUACUCGGAACUUGACGCCAUUCGUGAAAGGCUGCUCCAUGCCACUCAGCUAUGGGCCAUCACCCUGGGCCUGCCUGUGCUGUCCCUGGACCUAUCUCUGCAUCUGCGCGUGCGUGCACAAAACCCCAACUACAUGCCCGUUUCCUACUCCGCUGCCACCGUCGCCAUCUAUUACGACGGCACUAAGAUAGGCGAGAGUAACAUGGGAGCGGGGCAGUUCAUGCCUCGGGACAACAAGGUCAUGGAGCUAUCUGCCACCAUGAGUGCACUGGAGCUAGCAGCAGCCAAUGCGCAGCGGCUGCUGAGCGACAUGGUGAACCGCAGUGUCACAGUGGAGGCUGUCACCUCUUUCCCGGCCGUUGCCCAUGGGCUUUGUGACUCCCUGCACCCCCGCCUUCUGGUCAUGCACGCUGAUUCCGUUUCAGCGCCUUCCAUUCCGUCCCCCAUGGAGCCCGCGCUUCUCUCCGCCAUCUCCGCCAUUCACGCCGCGCCAGCGCGCGCCGUGCUUGCCGUCACGGGAGGCGCGUCGCAGGCGGUGGGAUGGCUAGUAGCGGUUCCCGGCGCGUCGCAGACGGUCUUGGAGGCUGUGCUGCCGUACUCGCAGCGCGCGUUCGACCAAUACGUGGACGCCACGUGGCACGCGCAGGCGCAGGUGCAGCUGGCUGCGCAGGCGCGGGGGGAAGACGGGCGGGCGGAGGGGAGUGCGGAGGGGGGAUGGGGAGCGGAAGGAGAGGAGGGAAAGGGUGUGGAUGGAUCGCGCAAGCAGCAAACGAGACAGCAAUAUGUGAGCAGAGCAGCAGCACAGCAGCUCGCCUUCGCUUCUUACAAUCGAGCUCUCUCCCUUGCUCCCAUCGCACAGCCGGUGGUGGGGGUGGGUUGCACGUGUGCGCUGGUGUCCAGUGCUCCAAAGAGAGGCGCACACAGGUGUCACAUAGCAGCGCGCUCGCAAGGCAUGCUGUGGGAGUACUCUCUGCUGCUCUCCAAGGAGGCCCUGCGGUCCCGGCAGCAAGAGGAUGACAUGGCCAGUCGCCUCCUGAUCCGCGUGCUAGCAGCGAGUAUGGGGCUACCAGCAGUGGCGGGGGGCGUGGCGGUGGGGGAGGGGCGGGGGGACGGCGUGGAGGAGGCAGCAGCAGUGGUGGGGCAGGGGGAGCAGAUACAGGAGGUGCUGGAUGGCCGAGUGGCCUAUGCUGUCUUUGCCGCCCCUACCUGGGCGAGCAGGUGGGGAGCAGCAGGGGAGGGGCGCAGAGUGGUGCUGUGCGGUUCCUUCAACCCACUGCACCAAGGACACACUGACCUCAUGGCAGCUGCUCUACUGGAGGUACCAGGCGGAGUCCCAUGCUACGAGAUGGCGGCAUGGAACGCGGACAAGGGAGCCAUUCCCGUGGAGGAGGUGGAGAGGCGAGUCCACCAAUUCACUGCCCAUGGUCACAUGGUGGUGGUAACCCGCCUGCCUCUCUUUGCCAGCAAGGCCUCUCUCUUCCCGCACUCCACCUUUGUGAUUGGAUACGACACUGCUGUUCGCUUGCUCGACGCAAAGUACUACGGCAACAGCCACAGCAGCAUGAUGAAUGUGCUGCACGGUAUUGCCCGCUCCGGAUGUGACUUCCUUGUCGCUGGCAGGCUCGUUGGCUCCACAUUUCAGUCAUCUGAGAGUCUGGUCGUGCCAGAGUCCGUCGCUGCUCGCCAGGCUGCUGCUGCCACCGCCACCGCCGCUAGUGAUGACGCAGGUGCUUCUGAAAGCUCGUGGUAG
Molecule: messenger RNA, 2715 nt
Organism: Closterium sp. NIES-65
Lineage: Eukaryota; Viridiplantae; Streptophyta; Zygnematophyceae; Desmidiales; Closteriaceae
Source: the annotation of a GenBank genome assembly